Brassica rapa (field mustard) is the source of this 2262-nucleotide messenger RNA. Its product is annotated as GDSL esterase/lipase 5. Gene Ontology annotation, molecular function: lipase activity. NCBI's taxonomy places the organism in Eukaryota, Viridiplantae, Streptophyta, Magnoliopsida, Brassicales, Brassicaceae. The record is from RefSeq and is a predicted model, not a curated record.
UUUUUUAUGAGACGGGAAAAAAAAGAAAGUUGAAUCACUCUUCUGGACAUUUCUGCGUUUUCCGUCCUUUUCACCCAUUUGUAAUAAAUACAUCACAUAUACUACUUGUUUUAAGCGUAGUAGUAUGGUGUAUGUUUUGUAUGUCACUCUUGCUUGAUGUUUCAAGCUUUCAAAUUAAUCUACCAGAUGACAAAAAAAUCUACUUUUUAGUUUCCUUCAAUUCAAAUUUUCAAUAUAAAUUAUUUUGGAUUUUUAUAAUAUAGGUUACUUUUAAGUCUUAUACAAAAACCAGUUAAUUUAAGAGAAAAAAAAUUGAAUAUGAUUUGUGAUUGAAUAUUCUUAAAGACAAUAAUAAUUUUAAAUAAAAUAUAAAAAAUUUAUAGGUGUAUUUCUAACCAAAACAACUUAUAAAUUUAAACAAAAUGAAUUUACUAGUAUACAUAGUUUGUUGAUUAAGCUGCAAAAAAUAUUAAUUUUAUAGAUAUAUAUAUAUAUAUACAUAUAUAUUUAGUUCCCAUGACCGGAAAUUUAACUAAUUUGAUUGUUUGCAAAAGCAAUUUAUGCAAAAGAUAAAUAGUUGAUAAAUCUCUUUUCUAACCAUUCCAGUCAAUAUGUCACUAUCAAACUCUAAUUAAUCAACAGUAAACACUAUGGUGCAUGAGUUAUAUAAAAAAGUAUAAGACCUAACAUUUUUUUUGUUUUUUACUAUUCUGAAUAAAUAAGUUAUCUUACGGUGAUACAAACCAUUUGGAGUUAAAAAAGACCGAAACAUUUGACUUUCUUUAUAAAGUCAUUUUGUAUAGAAGUGUGGAGACAAAUUUUAAUAUAAUAUAACUUAUGUACAUAGUCUUGUCGACAUGUCUAUAAGUUAGACUAAAAAAGCAAAUCAUUUCGUCUAUAUAAACAUACAUACACAAGCACACACACACACGACUUAAGAAGUUUUGUGGUGAAUGAGAAAGUCAACAUUAAUGGAGAAAGUCACACAAAGAACUAUCUCCUCCUCCUCCUCCACCACCUUCUUUUUGUGCUUCUUUAUCUUCUCUUCAAGCAUUCUCUUUCUCGCCGGAAAAUCAGCAGCAAAAGUUUCUUAUGACGGUGACAAUGAUGAUAACGUGACGGCUUUGUUCAUCUUCGGGGACUCUUUCUUGGAUGCAGGAAACAACAAUUACAUAAAUACCACUACACUUGACCAAGCCAAUUUUCCACCUUAUGGUCAAACAUUCUUUGGCCUCCCCACCGGGAGAUUCUCCGACGGUCGUCUCAUCUCCGAUUUCAUUGCGGAAUAUGCGAAGUUGCCGUUAAUUCCGCCGUUUUUGGAACCGGGAGAUAGUCAAAAGAAGCUUUGCGGCGUCAACUUUGCAUCUGCUGGAGCUGGUGCUCUUGUUGAAACGUUCCAAGGUUCGGUGAUAAGUUUGAGAACACAAUUGGAUCACUAUAAGAAAGUGGAGAGAUUGUGGAGGAUAAAGUUUGGUAAAGAAGAAAGCAAGAAGAGAAUCUCAAGAGCUGUCUAUUUGAUAAGUAUUGGGUCUAAUGACUACUCAAGCCCUUUCUUGACCAAUCAAUCUCUCUCCGUUUCGAUGUCUCAACAUGUUGACAUUGUCAUUGGUAACUUGACUACAUUCAUCCAUGAAAUAUACAAGAUUGGAGGACGGAAGUUCGGGUUCUUGAAUGUGCCGGAUUUGGGUUGUUUUCCGGCUUUACGGAUACUAAAACAGAAGAACGAUUCUUGCUUGAGAGAUGCUUCAAUACUGGCAAGCAUACAUAACAAAGCUCUUUCAAAUCUCUUGUUUAAGAUGCAAAGACAAGUCAAGGGCUUCAAGUUCUCUCUCUUUGACAUGAACAAAAGUCUUAAACUCAGAAUGGAUCAUCCUUCUAAAUUUGGUUUUAAAGAAGGGGAAGAAGCAUGUUGUGGGACAGGGAAGUGGAGAGGAGUAUUCAGCUGUGGAGGGAAGAGAAUUGUGAAGGAAUACAAAUUAUGUGAGAAUCCUGAUGAUUAUAUUUUUUGGGAUUCACUUCAUCUCACCCAAAAUACUUACAAACAAUUUGCAAAUCUCAUUUGGAAUGGUGGGCACAUGUCAGAUUCUCUAGUGGUUGGCCCAUACAAUGUCAACAGAUUAUUUCAGAUUUCUUGAUGUGAAUGUAUGUUAAUAUACAUGGAUAUGCUUUGUUCUUUUGUUGGUAACCUUUUUUUGUUCAUCACUGGUUCAAGAAAUUCAAAGUACUUUACUUUGGUGGUGGGGUUUUCUCCUUUCCCCAGUU